This is a messenger RNA of Lotus japonicus, 861 nucleotides long. RefSeq names its product ethylene-responsive transcription factor RAP2-1-like. Gene Ontology annotation, biological process: regulation of DNA-templated transcription. The transcript has a single exon. Gene Ontology annotation, molecular function: DNA-binding transcription factor activity; DNA binding. NCBI's taxonomy places the organism in Eukaryota, Viridiplantae, Streptophyta, Magnoliopsida, Fabales, Fabaceae. Bases 219 to 674 code for a protein of 151 amino acids. The record is from RefSeq and is a predicted model, not a curated record.
GGUAAGAACCUAAAAGAAACCGACGUGGAUUCUUCACUAUAAAUACAACCCUCACUACCAUCACUCUCUCCACUCACAAAACAAAAACCCUUUUUCUCCAUUCCCAAUUCUCACUCUCUCGAUUCCACUAGGGAUUCGAGAGAACCAGAGAAUCAAAACAGUGUUUGUUCUUGUCUUUGUUUUUGUUUUUGUUUUUGUUUUUGCUCUGUUUUGCAGAAAUGGCUGGUGAAGGAAGAGCAAGAGCAGCAGCGAAGAAGAGAGGCUCCACAGAGGGAGAAGAGGAGACGACAAAGUACAAAGGAAUCAGGAUGAGGAAGUGGGGCAAGUGGGUCGCUGAGAUUCGUGAACCCAACCCCAAGCGUUCUCGAAUUUGGCUCGGUUCCUACAACACCCCCAUCGCGGCGGCGCGUGCUUAUGACACCGCUGUUUACUGCCUCCGUGGCCCAUCUGCUCGCCUCAAUUUCCCGGAGCUGGCCGGGGAAUUCGCCGCCGCUGCUGCCGCCGCCACCGACAUGUCGGCGGAGUCCAUCAAGAAAGUAGCCGCAGAAGUGGGUGCCAGGGUUGACGCCCUCCAGCUGCCUCACCAGCCCGCUCCCGCUCCCGCUCCCGCCGCCGCCGCCGCCGACCGGGAGGUGGUAGACCUUAACCAGAUGCCUGAAGCUAACAACAAUUAGGAUUCUGCUAACAUGCGCCCGGUUCCUUUUAAUUAUGUCGUGUCAUUCUGAGGAUUAUUGGAUUAGUACACCUUUUAAAUGUAAAUUACUUUCAGCAACUUUUUAUUUUGUCUGGAUUUAAAAUGUCUGGUCUUUCUUAGAGAAUUUAGGUUGAAACUUUUGGAAUGAAAAUGAAAACUUUUUAGAA